AUGGUGGUGCGUGUAGCACCGGCAAGCUGUCCGCCGGGCGUGCCGCCUCCGCCUCCGCCGCCGCCGCCGCCGGGUGCGCCGCCGCCGCCACCCGCGCCCGCCGCGCCGCCCGCGCCUCCUCCGCCGCCGCCCCCCGCCGCUCCGCCGCAAGACUCGCGCGCUGCGCUCAUGGAAAGCAUACGCAGCGGCAACAAAAACCUCAAGCACGUGGAAGUGGGCUCCAAGACAUCGCUCAACGAAGACAACAGAAGCAAUCUACUGAGCGAGAUCAGACAAGGAGUCGAACUGAGAUCGGUGUCGCGUUCCACGAGCAGUUCGGGCGAACGUGCUCGUGCAGAGGCGCCCGCCUGCGGGCUGGCCGGCGCGCUCGCCCGCGCACUGCAGGAGCGCAACCGCGCCAUACACUCCUCCGACUCGGAGGACAGCGACGCCACCAGCGACGGCGAGUGGGACGAGUGA
Molecule: messenger RNA, 459 nt
Organism: Parnassius apollo (apollo)
Lineage: Eukaryota; Metazoa; Arthropoda; Insecta; Lepidoptera; Papilionidae
Source: the annotation of a GenBank genome assembly